Messenger RNA from Olea europaea var. sylvestris, 615 nucleotides. Its product is annotated as ylmG homolog protein 2, chloroplastic-like. Gene Ontology annotation, biological process: chloroplast fission. NCBI's taxonomy places the organism in Eukaryota, Viridiplantae, Streptophyta, Magnoliopsida, Lamiales, Oleaceae. The record is from RefSeq and is a predicted model, not a curated record. Gene Ontology annotation, cellular component: membrane. The annotation marks the transcript as partial. The transcript is spliced from 2 exons.
CACUUGUGUCAGAUUCCACGUAGAAACUACCAUCAUAAUUUUGCUGCCAUUUUGCCGGGUGAUUCAGUGGCAGGAAUAGUGGUUGCUAAUGGAAUUUCGAAUUUCUUAAACAUUUACAACACAUUGUUGGUUGUGAGGCUCGUUUUAACUUGGUUUCCAAAUGCUCCUCCAGCAGUUGUCAGCCCCCUCAGCACUUUAUGUGAUCCCUACUUGAACAUAUUCCGAGGCAUCAUUCCACCACUGGGAGGGACGCUCGACCUUUCACCUAUAUUGGCAUUUCUUGUUUUAAAUGUCUUUACCAGUACAGCAUCUGCGCUGCCAGCUGAACUUCCAUCUUCAGGACUUCAUCUGGACAUUUCAUCUCAUGCAACAGCGUCACAGGAGAAGUGGAUGAGAAGGCUUGAUUGGAACAAGUCAAAAAGAUCUGCUGCUGAGAAUUAAGUUGUUUUUCUUUGACAAAAAAUACAUGUAUUCUCAGAAUCCCGCGGUUCCAUGAUGGAGUGGUUGAUAUGUCUACCAUCGAGUGUAAAUUCAUUUGGCAACAAUAAAAGUACAUGUAUGUAUUAUUUAUUGAUACGUCUACGUCCAAAUACAACCUAGAAAGCUUCAUUUUUA